AUGACGGUUUACAAGAAGAACAAAAUUCUGACGACGAGGGCCAAAAUUAUAGAGAUACAGAGAAGGAUCAAAGCCAGCGACCCAAACCUUCACCCCACUAUAUGGCCCCUGAAGUACUCAGUGGGGGUCCUCAUUCUAAAGAAAGUGACCUGUGGUCAUUUGGGUGCGUGUUGUAUGAAUUGUUUUCUGGAGAAAAACCUUUUGUUGCAGAUUCUUUUGCAGAACUUGUCACAUAAAAUUUUUCAUCAAAAUGUCCCUCAUCUGAGAUUAGACAUGGAAGGUGCAAAAAAUGGAGCAUUACAUGACCUUGACAAUGUAAUAAAAAGACUGUUAGAGAAAGAUCCUACACAGCGUUUAGACUGGAAAGAUCUGAUAGUACACAGCUUUUGGCAAGGUGAAUUAGAAAAUCAGCUUAAAUCUGCUGAUGAAAUCAAAGAGGAAACAGAAACUGAAGAUCAGCAAGAAUUAAAUGAUGAAGGAAAGAGUGAAGAUUUACACUGUGGAAAUGUUGGAGAAGAGAAAGAACAUGUCAAAACAAAGAGUGAUCAAUUACAUCUGCCAGCACAGAUCGUCAGGCAGGGAACAUAUACCUUCAGCAGCAGGCCACAUACGGCUGAUCCUGCUUCAGAGUAGUAGGAAGUAGUAAGGAAAAUGAAUCUCUAGGCAAAACCCAUACAGUGGUCAGAAGAAAAACAUUAGAUGAUCAAGAUGAGAGUGAGUCCAACUCAACUAAAAAUGCAAAAAGAGAUUCAACAAAUGUAGUUUUUGGAACUUCAGAAUCAAAGAACAAUAAGUCAAACCUGGUGAAACAAAAUCAAACGUUCAAAAAAUCUGACUUCAAUAAGCUGAAACAGAAUGUACUUAAUCAAAGUGAAGCUCAGGAAUCUACAAGUCCAGUACUUCAGGAUCAGCAGGUUAAAGACAACAGAAGUCCAACUCAUAACAAAAUUUCAAAUUUAGUGAGUCAUCCAUCAGAUUUUAUUGUGACACCAAUUGCUGAUAACCCUCGCAUAAAGAAAUUUUCCCUUCCCAAAUGGGAUUCAAAGGCACUACCUUGUCAACCUCUAAAACCAGGAGAGCUUGUGGACCUUCCAAGAGAAAAAUUUGGGGAGCAUUUAAUGUCCAUUAGCAGUUUGUUGAGUCAAAAUGACAGGGCAAAUGCUGGCCCUGUUGCCUCCCUUCACCGAAGCAAAUUACACACAACGUCUUAUUUGGCAUCACUGUGCCGAGAUGGAGAGAUUUUUAAUGAAGUCUUUGAUUCAGAUUUUAUACCAGUGAUGCUGAGACAGAUCAAGUCUGGUUUUUCAGCCGAUUUCAAAUCAAGACUUGGUAAGUGUCACGAAUAUGUGCUACCCAUACCCCAUUUUGAGUAUGAUAGUAUGUUUCUAGGGUCUGUAAACUCUGCCAAGUAUAUUCCUGGGCCCAGUUGUUCAAAGGCCAAUUGGGGCAAAGCCAAGGUUAAAUUUUCAUUCAGCUUUCUUUUAUACCUUUGUUCAAAAGCCUUUUCGGGAUACUUUUCUGUAUUCUUUUUAAAGCACCUAAUACUGUAAUGAAAGUUUAGACAAAAAGAGUUGUAUUGAAUUUUCUUUGAAAACCUCCAGAUCUGAAUUAAGAUCUAACAUUAACCCAGGAUUGUCUGCCUAGCUUUGAGCAACCUGCCCUGGCCAUCAGCUAAUAGAAGCAUACAGUUGUUAGUUUUCUGCAUAACAGAGAUUAAAAGUUUUAGUCUAUGUACCCAAUGCUAAGUGGUUUAUUGAAGCAUUACUUAACCCCAGUUUCAAUAGCAUCUGAUGAAUAAACCCCUACACUCCCAAGAGUGAUCAAUACUUGAUUUCUCCUCAGAAUUGUAGUACAAUGUCAAACAGACUGGUAGAGAGAUAAGGAAAAUUUCUAGCCAGUGGAUAUUGUUUGCGUUCACACCAAAUUCCUAGGAUUUGCACUAAAUGCAGGGGUCUCCAUGAAAGCUGGUUACUGGCUGUGUCUUCCUUAGCCUGUAAGCCCACCUACUGCGGUCUGUUUAGCUUGCAAGCAGGCUCUCAUGCCUGCAUUUUGCUUUUGGGGCCUUUGUAGGGCACUGGUACCUAUUAAAUCAUUGGCAGCCAUUUAUGGAAAAAGUUAUCAAAACUCCUAAAAUGAUGAAUUGAUUAUUUUUUUAAUUGUUAUUUGAAAGGAUAUGCUCUCAGUCUUUUAGCUGGUAAUGCUACAAUGAUUUCUGAGGACUUCAACAUGACAGAAGUGUUCACAGUAUUAACAGAGGUGAUCAGAGACAACUUCGGAAUGCCAAGCUCAAGCAACAUCUUUUGCCUGCCCUGGGCGAGUUUCUGUUUUAUGCUGCGACUCAGGAGGAAAAUUUAG
Pocillopora meandrina is the source of this 2355-nucleotide messenger RNA. The record is from the annotation of a GenBank genome assembly. Lineage: Eukaryota; Metazoa; Cnidaria; Anthozoa; Scleractinia; Pocilloporidae.